This is a messenger RNA of Triplophysa rosa, 10573 nucleotides long. RefSeq names its product furry homolog a (Drosophila) (gene frya). The transcript is spliced from 63 exons. Lineage: Eukaryota; Metazoa; Chordata; Actinopteri; Cypriniformes; Nemacheilidae. Gene Ontology annotation, biological process: neuron projection development; cell morphogenesis. The record is from RefSeq and is a predicted model, not a curated record. Gene Ontology annotation, molecular function: ATP binding. The coding region runs from base 407 to 9652 and encodes 3081 amino acids. Gene Ontology annotation, cellular component: site of polarized growth; cell cortex.
GACUUGUUUGUGAUAAUGACUUGUUUUGAGCGCUAGAGCGUUUCUUGUCUCUCUUCCCAAACCUUUUUUUUUCGUUUUUCUCUCUUUUCUUUUUCCUCCGUUUUUUUUUGUCAGGGGGCGGGGCAGUAAUCCAACACCUGCCUGUUUUUAUAAGUUGUACAGUAACUGGCUGAACUGCUUUGACAAGUGCGAGGGGGUUAAAACACGCCGGCCGCUCAGAGCCGGGCUUCUUUCUGACUGCAUCUGUCAACGCACACCCAUGCGAACACACUGCAAGAAACAGACCAGAAUAAAAGCUCUGUGUCAGAAGGAAAAGAAGAGCGCGAGAGAAUUGAAAGUAGAAAUAAAGUAAAACCACAAGUUCAAUGCCACCGCUGAGGAAAGACUGACAGCUCACCAGCUGGAGAUGUCGGGCUGUGGGGAGCUGGAGAUGUAUCGGGAUAAUGGAGCAAAGCAGUUCCACGGGAGCGCGCUGGAGAACAUGGACGGCUUACCUGAGGACCUGAUGCUAAGCGGAGACUUUCGCGGGAAGUUCAAGAAGCUGAGGUCCAGGAAAAGGCCCACUAUUUUGGCAUCUUCACCAGGGUACAGCAAGCCUCCCAUCCCUCCGGUGUGCUGCUCGCAGGGUGAGAAGGGACCGCCUGCCAUGAUGCCCAUCAGCGUUGACCCAGAGAGUCGGCCGGGCGAGUACGUGCUGAAGAGCCUCUUCGCCAACUUCACCACCAUCACUGAGCGCAAAAUCCGCAUCAUCAUGGCCGAGCCUCUGGAAAAAACACUUAUAAAAUCUCUCCAGAGGAGUGAAGAUCCACAGUUUGACCAAUUAAUCAGCACCAUGAGUUCUCUGGCCGAGUAUUGCCUUCCAUCUAUCUUACGCACCUUAUUUGACUGGUACAAAAGACAAAAUGGUGUUGAAGAUGAAUCCAAUGAGUACAGACCGCGUUCCAAUACAAAGUCCAAAGUUGAUGAGCAACAGAAAGAUUAUCUGCUGGAGAGGAGAGACCUAGCCAUAGAUUUCCUCUUCUCUCUUGUCCUCAUAGAGGUUCUUAAACAGAUGCCCCUGCACCCAGUUAUGGAUGGUUUGGUCCAUGAAGUGAUACAUUUGGCUUUUAAGCACUUUAAAUACAAAGAGGGGUACCACGGUCCCAACACUGCCAACAUGCACAUUGUAGCUGAUCUCUAUGCUGAAGUAAUUGGAAUAUUAGCACAAGCAAAAUUUUCUGCAGUAAAAAAGAGGUUCACGAGUGAGCUAAAAGAGCUGCGUAAUAAAGAACAGAGCCCGUAUGUGGUCCAGAGCACCAUCAGCCUCAUCAUGGGUGUGAAGUUCUUCAGAGUCAAGAUGUAUCCUGUCGAGGAGUUUGAAGCCUCCUUUCAGUUCAUGCAGGAGUGUGCACAGUUUUUUCUGGAUGUGAAGGACAAAGACAUCAAACACGCUUUGGCUGGUCUCUUUGUGGAAAUUCUUGUUCCUGUUGCAGCGGCUGUCAAAAACGAGGUGAACGUUCCAUGUCUGAGGAACUUUGUGGAGAGCUUGUAUGAGACCACCUUUGAACUGUCAACAAGAAAGAAACAUUCUCUGGCUCUUUACCCACUGGUGACAUGUUUGCUGUGUGUGAGUCAGAAGCAGUUUUACCUCAACAGAUGGCAUUUCUUUCUUAACAACUGCCUCUCCAAUUUAAAGAGCAAGGACCCCAAAAUGGCACGGGUAGCACUAGAGUCCCUCUAUCGACUCCUGUGGGUCUACAUGAUCCGCAUCAAAUGUGAAAGCAACACAGCGACCCUGGGACGGCUCCACACCAUCGUAACGACUCUGUUCCCCAGAGGAUCUCGCAGUGUGGUUCCUAAAGACAUGCCUCUUAAUAUAUUUGUUAAGAUUAUUCAGUUUAUUGCACAGGAAAGACUUGACUUUGCAAUGAAAGAAGUCAUUUUUGAUCUAUUGUGUGUUGGGAAACCUGCAAAAGCCUUUAGUCUUAAUCCAGAGAGAAUGAAUAUAGGUCUCCGAGCAUUCCUGGUUAUUGCAGAUAAGCUGCAACAAAAGGACGGCGAGCCACCUAUGCCCAACACGGGAGCCACGUUGCCUUCUGGGAACACACUCCGUAUUAAAAAGACGUACUUAAACAAGCCUCUUACUGAGGAGGAGGCAAAAGUCAUAGGAAUGUCCCUCUAUUAUCCUCACGUGCGGAAAGCUUUGGACAACAUCCUCAGACAUUUGGAUAAGGAGGUCGGCCGCUGUAUGAUGCUGAGUAACGCACAGAUGCUGAAUAAAGAACCUGAGGAUAUGAUCACAGGCGAGAGGAAGCCUAAGAUCGACCUCCUCAGAACAUGUAUAGCUGCUAUUCCACGCAUCCUUCCCGAUGGCAUGUCAAAGUCGGAGCUCAUAGACCUUUUAGCUCGGCUAACCGUCCAUAUGGACGAUGAACUGCGUCUAAUAGCCCAGAAUUCUUUGCAGAGUCUGCUGGUAGACUUUUCAGACUGGAGGGAAGAAGUUCUCUUGGGUUACUGUAGUUUUCUGCUCCGAGAGGUGCAGGACACACACCAAACCCUACUGGACUCUUCUCUCAAACUGCUGCUUCAGUUACUCACCCAGUGGAAACUGGCCCUUCUUACCACCUGCAAGAGUCUGGACACAUCCAAGAUCUGCUCCGCUGAACUGUUACAGAGUAGCUCUGGCUCCAGGCUUCCCUCCGACCGGACCCCUCAUUCUGCAGUACUGCAUGCUGUUGAGGGUCUAUCUAUAGUGAUGCUGUGCUCCUGCCAGGCCACCACACGCAAACUAGCCGUGUCUGUUCUUCGAGAAGUUCGCCAAAUCUUCCUCACCGUUGGACAGGCUGAGGACGAUGAGAGGCCCAUGAUAGAUGUAUUGGACCAGUUGAGUCCAGUGGUGCUUGAGAGCUUUGCCCACGUGGUGGUGGCCGACUCGGCAUCUCUUCCCACCGGGCAGCAGGCAGACCUGCAGUGGCUGGUGGAGUGGAACGGAUCUCUGGUCGGCAGCCACUAUGACGUGCGCAGUCCGUCCCACGUGUGGAUCUUGGCUCAGUCUCUGAAGGAACCCUGGGCUCUGUGCCUCUUCAGUUUGCUGAGACAGGAGUACCUGCCCAAACACUGCCCAACAGCGCUCAGUUAUUCCUGGCCAUACGCUUUCACCCGCCUGCAGCUCCUCAUGCCCCUGCUGGAGCCCAGCAACCCAGCAAACGCUAAGAAGACAAGCUCAGCUGGUUCAGCGGACAGCUAUGUAUCUCUCUGGAGAAACUAUUUGAUUCUUUGUUUCGGGGUUGCUAAACCCAGCAUCAUGAGCGCGGGUCACCUGCGUGCAUCCACGCCCGAGAUCAUCACGCCCAGCGCUGACAGCAACAGUAGCUAUGAUAACAAGAUUAUAGGGAGCCCAUCUGUUGCAUGGCUCUUGAAGCAGCUGGUCCCUUUGAUGCGAUCGGAGAGCAUCGAGAUCACAGAGUCUUUGGUUCUUGGGUUCGGCCGCACAAACUCACUCGUUUUUAGAGAGCUUAUUGAGGAACUUCAUCCUUUGAUGAAAGAAGCUUUGGAAAGGAGACCAGAGAAUAAAAAGCGCAGAGAAAGAAGAGAUCUGCUGAGGCUUCAGCUCCUCAGGAUCUUUGAGCUGCUGGCGGAUGCUGGUAUUAUUAGUGACAGCACUAAUGGAGCGCUGGAACGUGAUAGCCUGGCCCUGGGCGCGCUCUUUCUUGAGUAUGUAGACCUGACCCGGAUGCUUCUUGAAGUUGAGAAUGACAAAGACAUGGAGAUCCUCAAAGAUAUCCGAGCUCACUUCAGUGCUAUGACUGCAAACCUUAUACAGUGUGUCCCAGUGCAUCAUCGGCGUUUCCUCUUCCCUCAACAAAGUCUUCGACAUCAUCUCUUCAUCCUCUUCAGCCAAUGGGCCGGCCCCUUCAGUAUCAUGUUCACGCCCCUGGAUCGCUAUAGCGACCGGAUCCAGAUUAGCCGAUACCAGUACUGCGCCCUGAAGGCCAUGUCAACGGUGCUUUGUUGUGGCCCCGUGUUCGACAACGUGGGCCUGUCUCCUGAUGGUUACCUCUAUAAGUGGUUGGAUAACAUCCUCGCCUGCAAGGAUCUGCGGGUGCAUCAGCUGGGCUGUGAGGUGGUGGUUCUAUUGCUGGAACUGAACCCAGAUCAGUUGAAUCUGUUGAACUGGGCUGUGGACCGCUGUUAUACGGGUACCUGCCAGCUGGCUUCUGGUUGUUUCAAAGCCAUUGCCACUGUCUGUGGAAACAGAAACUACUCCAGUGAUUUCGUGACCCUGCUGAACCUCGUCCUCUUCAAAGCAUCUGACACCAACAGGGAGAUCUAUGAGAUCGCCAUGCAGUUGAUGCAGUUCCUGGAAGCCAAGCUGUCUGUGUAUUCUAAGAAGAUCGUGGAUCAGAAAAGUGGCCAUAUCUUGUAUGGCACACACGGGCCUCUCCCUGCCCUCUACAGUCUCUCUGUAACCCAGCUUUCCCAGCAGCUUGCCAGGAUGUACCCUGAACUCACCCUUCCUCUCUUCUCAGAGGUCAGUCAGAGGUUCCCCACCACUCAUCCGAACGGACGUCAGGUCAUGUUGACCUACCUGCUCCCGUGGCUCAGUAACAUCGAGCUGGUGGAUGCAGGCCUGCUGCCCACCCUCUCGAGUCCCAGCAGCUCUGUGGGCAACAGGAAGAGCUACACAUUUAACACCUCACCACCUCACCUGCUCAGAGGCACAGGCUGGGGUUCGCUUCAGGCUUCCUCAAUGGUCCUGAACAACCUCAUGUUCAUGACCGCAAAGUAUGGAGAUGAUGUUCCCGGUGCCGAGAUGGAGAACGCUUGGAACGCUCUGGUCAGCAGUGACCGAUGGAGUAAUAAUCUGAGGACCACCCUGCAGUUUCUCAUAAGUUUAUGUGGGGUCAGCAGCGACACCUCUCUCCUGCCCCACAUUAAAAAGGUGGUGAUCUACCUGUGCCGAAACAACACCAUUCAAACCAUGGAGGAGCUCCUUUAUGAGCUCCAGCAGACGGACCCUGUCAACCCUGUUGUGGUGCACUGUGACAAUCCUCCAUUCUAUCGCUUUUCAGCAACGAGCAAAAUUAACGUCACCACCUCCGGUCCAACUUCCAGCAGCAAAGCAGCAAUAGCCGGCCAGGAAAACAUUCCUGACACAGAUGACUCGCCCGUCACAAAGGAAUGUGAUGACAGGCUGUGCAACAUUCUGCGAGCUCAUAACCGGCUGGAGUCGCGCUACAGCAGCAGUUCUGGAGGUUCCUACGAUGAAGAGAAGAGUGAGCCCCUCCCUCCGUAUGCCAUGUGGCUUAUGAGCAUGCUGGAAACCAAUCAGCCGCUUCCUCUUCCAAUGCCGGUCAAUGGAGGCUGCUGGGCUCCGCUGGUCGACUAUCUUCCUGAAACUGUCACCCCACGAGGACCCUUACAUAGGUGUAACAUAGCGGUGAUGUUCAUGACCCAGCUGGUGGUGGACCACAGUGUGAAGGAGGACUGGGUUCUGCAUCUCCCUCUGCUCCUCCAUGCCUGUUUUCUGGGUAUGGAUCAUUGCCGUGCGGAGGUGUUUGAGCACUGUAAGAAGCUCCUCCUGCAUCUUCUCAUCACGCUGUCCUGCAACAACAACUUCAGCCUCAUAGCCUCCGUUCUGUUGAACACCAGAGAUGCCAACAGCAACAAAAGCCUGACGUUCAAACCCAGCUACCAGCCCGAGUUCCUCUACACGGGUGGUGUGGACUUCCUGCGGAACGGCCAGACGUCUCCGGUUCCGGAUUCUGGCCUGAGCUCCUCCUCCACCUCCUCCAACUUGAGUCUGGGGGCCAGCAGCUCCAACCUGCCUCACCUGGCCCAGGAUGAGGUGGAACAUCUGGAGAGCAGCACUGAAGAUGAAGAUAAGAGCAGUAAACUGAUCGAGUUCCUGACUACCAGAGCUGUUCAGGAACUGAUUCAGGAAAUGACACGUCUUACAUCUGCCAUCACUCAAGAUGUUACAGACUCGCCUUUUGGACCUUUGUGGAACCAUGAAGACAUCACUCCUAAGAAUCCACACUCAAAGAGCACCGAGCAUCUCACUAACUUCCUCAGACAUGUAGUGUCUGUCUUCAAAGAGGCCAAAUCAGACGUUCACCUCGAGCAGCAGUGGAGUGAUGUGGCGUUACAGUUGGCUUUAUGCAGCUCCUCCAGACAUUACGCUGGACGUUCCUUCGAGGUGUUCAGAGCUCUCCGGCAACCCCUCUCAGCGCUGGCCGUCUCUGACCUGCUUUCACGAUUGGUGGAGGUGGUCGGGGAGCACGGGGAGGAGGUGCAGGGUUACGUGAUGGAGCUUCUCCUCACUCUUGAGUCUGUGGUGGAUAACCUAGCUGAAUGCUUGAAGAACAAUGACUUCUUUCUCAUACUAAGGUCUGCUUCUCCAGAUCCUCCAUCCACCGGCAAGCUCACUCCAAACCGUAAGAGCACCAGUCAACUGGACCUGAUCCCCGGAUCCAGCACUGCCUCUGAGCGAGUCCGUCACCAGCGUAGCUACUCUGUCCCCAAACGCUUUGGCGAGGCUGAGCGUUCCUCUGAGGUUCCUCGGAGUGCCACCCUGGACCGCAUCCACGCCUGCACUUGCCACCAUCAGGGCAACUCCUGUAAGCUCCGAUCUCAGUCCUCCACCUCCUCCAGGGACAACGUGGUCUCCACCGACCCAACCAACGCCAACCACCCUCGCAACCUGCUGGCCACCAUAUUUUGGGCAACGGUGUCACUUAUGGAGUCAGACUUUGAGUUUGAGUACCAGAUGUCCCUCCGGUUGUUAGGGAAGCUGCUAGGUCACAUUUCUUUGGACAAGCAGGAAUACAGAGAGAAGCUGGAGAAGAUUCAGGUCCAGCUACAAUGGAAAGAGUUCUCUGGGCUACAACAGCUACUUUUGAAAGGCUUUACUUCUGCCAACACCACAGAACUCACUUUGGAGCUUUUUAGCCGGCUUACACCUGUGUCACGCCUACCGGUUGUGGACACCUCACAAGUCAAAGGUUUUCCAUUGAAUGUGCUCUGCCUCAUCCCUCACCUGGUGCUCCAUUUCGACUCGCCCACCCAAUUUUGUAAGGAUGUAGCCGAGAGAAUUUCCCAGGUUUGCCUCGAGGAAAAGAACUCAAAGCUGUCCAACCUCGCGCAUGUGAUGACACUGUACAAAACACACUCGUACACCCGAGAUUGCUUCUCCUGGGUGAACGUGGUCUGCCGAUACCUGCACGAGGCUUUUAGUGACAGCACGCUCAACAUGGUAACCUGCAUGGCCGAGUUGCUGGAGAAAGGACUACCCAGCAUGCAACAGACUCUUCUACAGAUUAUCUACAGUCUUCUGAGUCACAUGGACUUGAGUGGUAUCCAAGCCAAACCCUUCAACGUGGAGGUUCUGACAACCAUUGAGAAGUUUGUUCAGACUGCACAUUGGAAGGAAGCCUUGAACAUAUUAAAGUUGGUGGUUUCCCGGUCGGCCAGUCUGGUUUCGCCAUCGUCGCCGCAGAGCAACGUGUCCAACGUGGAUGUCAGGCGUGUGUGGGACACGCCCUCCAAAGCCUUGCCCGGGAAGACCCUUGAUUUCCACUUCGACAUCUCAGAGACGCCAGUGAUUGGCCGGCGCUACGACGAGCUCCGCGGUUCCCCGAAGCAAGAUGUGCAGAACGGAGGAGGGGUCGCCGUGACGUGCAGUAUCUCCUCGACAUCCUCUGGCUCUUACCAAAACAACCACGUGCUGGUUCCGGUCAGCUGGAAACGGCCACAGUCCUCACAGAAAAGGACGCGUGAAAAGCUGGUGAAUGUUUUAACACUGUGUGGUCAAGAAGUUGGACUCACCAAAAACCCUUCUGUGAUUUUCUCAUCCUGUGGGGAACUGGACCUGAUUGAUCACCAGCCCAGUCUGGUGUCCUCUGAGGACGGCACACGAGACACGGAAAACAUGGACGACACCACGUCUGAGCAGCAGUUCCGUGUAUUCAGAGACUUUGACUUCCUGGAUGUAGAACUGGAAGAUGGAGAGGGUGAAACGGUGGACAGCUUCAACUGGGGUGCACGGAGACGUUCUAUUGACAGUCUGGACCAGACUGAGCCUCAACCAUUGGAGGAGGACAGCCAGCUGUCAGGAAGUUCACCCAGCCUGUGUCCAGUCAUCCAUGAUGAUUCUGAUGAAUCUUCUGAGGAGGAUCCCCUCUCUGCAUCACAGCUAAAUGUCAGCCUGUCUCCCACUGAGGAAUUAAACCCCACGGACUAUCCGCCCGUCUUCUUUGACAACGCUCAAGCUGACCCAGUGCCUCUUUCCAUCCCAACGCCAAACUUUGAGAUCUCACUACCCGAGGGCUCAACCCAUCGGCCAGAGGAUUCAGCUGAAGAAGAUGAGUCAAGCGUCAAUGAGAAUGACAUCUCGCUCUGCAUUUACGAGCUUCCCUCUGACUUCACGUCCUCUGACAUCAUAACAGUGGACACACCCGAAAUGGAAGAAAACAGCUUGGGGGACAGUGGGAUAAACUGCGCACCCAGUGGGUUUGGAGAGGAGCACAGCCCUGUGACACAGCCGGACGAGGAGAAGGAGGAGCUGUCGCUGGAUUCUCGUUCCUCCCCUCCGCCAUCUCCCUUUUUCUCUGCCAUCCUGGCCUCUUUCCAGCCGACGGUGUGUGAUGAUGCCGAGGAGGCUUGGCGCAGUCACCUCAACCAGUUGGUGACUGACUCGGAUGGUUCCUGUGCUGUCUACACCUUCCAAGUCUUCUCCUCACUCUUUCAGAGUAUACAGACCAGGUUCUGCACCUUGACCUGUGAUGCUGCUGGUUACCUUGGCGAUGGCCUUCGAGGAAUAGGUGCCAAGUUUGUGAGGUCUUCCCAGAUGCUGACAUCAUGCUCGGAAUGUCCAACACUGUUUGUGGAUGCAGACACGAUUGUGUCCUAUGGGCUCUUGGAUAAGAUGAAGUUUAGUGUAUUAGAGCUGCAGGAAUACCUGGAGAACUACAAUAAUAAAAAGGAGGUAGUCAUAUCGUGGCUAUGCAACUGCAAGGCAACCUUUCCCAAAUGUGCUGGAGACGGAGUGAUCACAUACCAGCCUGCUAAUACAGAGGAGAAGCAAAUGGAAUCUCUUGCACAACUGGAGCUUUGUCAAAGACUCUACAAACUCCACUUUCAACUACUGCUGCUAUUUCAGUCUUACUGUAAGCUGAUUGGUCAGGUUCAUACCAUAAGCUCGGUCCCUGAGCUGCAGAACAUGUCCAGUGAGCUGAAUGAUCUGAGGAGUAACCUGCAAGCAGCAUCAUUGGCCGGUGAGCCAGCAGCCGAGUGCAAAGACUCCAAUGAUGAGUCCACCUACAGCUCCUCUGAAGCUGCUGUGCAGGCUAUUCUAGAGAGCCUGAGAAACAGUGAAUUCUCCAGAGCAAUCCAUCACAUACGCGAAUGCAGGAAAAUGUGGCCUAGUGACAUCUUCGGCAGCAGCUCAGAGAACGAGAUCCAGACUCUACUCAACAUUUAUUUCCGGCACCAGACUCUGGGUCAAACAGGCACCUUCGCCCUGGUUGGUUCCAAACAAGACAUGUCUGAGAUAUGCGGUCGACUCACCGAGCUCAACUGUGAGAUCCGAGAGAUGAUCAGACGAGCGCAGGGCUAUCUGGCCAUCACCGCCUUUCUUCCGGACUCCAGCGUGACAGCAACUCCUUUGAGUUGAACCUUGGGAGAUCAGCCAGGCAAUGGCCUUCUUACCACCUGUAUUUAUUGUUCUUCCCUAGCGCACACAAUAAAAAGUCCUGCAUAUCUUCUACACGAUAUAACUGAUACUCAUAAGAAUUGCAACAGGGGAUGGACGGUAGAGUUGAAACAAAGACGCCUUGGCUUUUUUGCACUACUGUGUAGCUAAGGGGUCCUUUUCCAAACGGGGGUCCCUAAUGCUGCAGGCAUACCAAAGCUCUAAGAGUGACUCCUCCUGCUAACGGUCUACCAUUAUCAAUGUCACGGGAAAAUGUGCAAUGCCUCACACAAAGUGAAAUAAUCUGUCAUUCUUGGAGAGAAUGUUUAAAAAUGUCCGUUCUCUCAGCUACUUGAACAGAACAAUGAAUGAUACAGAAAUAUUAUGCUCUUUUUUUUAUGUGUUUUGAUUUAGAUAAAGCUGAAAGCCUUUGCUUAUGUGGCUUUUUAAAUGUUAAAAAAAGACAGUAUACAGAGCACACCCUUUGUCUCAGCUUUUACACGUACCUGUACAAAUGAAAUGUCUCCAACAUGAUGCAAUGCUACUGUCAGAGAGACCUGGAUGCAUAAACAGGCACUCCAGCACUUAUUUAUGGGGUUGUUUAAUUUCACUAAUGUCUUUCUACUGUUUAGUUGCUCGCAGAAGAUUUAUUUAUAUUCCUAUCAUGCUUUAAAUGGUCUAGUUUUAUAGGAUGUAAUAUUUCUGUCAUUUUGAAAUGGCCAAGCAUGCAAAGGUAUGUACCAUAAGAGAAAAUAGAACUAUUUAUGGAAUAAGAAGCUAUUUUAACUGAAAGUUACAUUUGUACAUAGUAGUGGGAGUAUAGCUUAUUCUUGUAAGGUUUUAUUUUUAUGGUUUUAUUUUGCUGUCUGCUGUAUGAAAGUGUGCAUGCAAUAAAUAGAUGAA